AUGCCAUUGCAUGGCAAAGUAGUCGUGAUUAAGAGGAGUGGAGGAGAUGGGACUGAGUUUCCUCUUACUGCAACAUGCUUAUUUGGAAGGAAGCCUGACUGCGAUAUUCGUAUUCAGCUUCCUCAAGUCUCCAAGGAGCACUGCAGAAUUGACUUGAAUGAAAAUAAAGAGGUCAUUUUGACAAAUUUGAGCUCAGUGAAUCCAACCCGUGUCAACGGAGAGGCUCUGCAGCAGUCUGAGCGUUUGAAGCAUGGAGAUGUGAUAACAAUUAUUGACCGUUCCUUCAGGUUUGAGUACCCUCCAGCACCCACACCAAAGAAGAGGUCUUCUGCAGGAGGCAAAAGUGAAACCCUCAAAGUUCUUCAAGCUCAGCAAGUAGUAGACAUUGUCACUGCUGAAACAGGAGAAAAGAGGAACUCUGAAGUCUUCACAGAUGGAACUAAUGACAACUUCCAGCAAUCCCUGGAGAAAACUGCGGAGGUGGAAUCCAAGGAGGAUAGCAGCCUGCUGCAAAACAAGACCAAUUCCCCCUUCAACGAUCUGUAUCAAAUGAUCAAAAAGUCUCUGGAUGUCAAGACCCCUCGGAAAUCUUCUGCCAGUCUGCUUCAAACACCUGCCUCAAGGUUUUGCACUCCAAAACCUGGUUCCGUCCAAAAAAAUGAUGGGAAACCUGUCACUUCCACAGAAGACAUAAUCAUUCCUAAGAUGGAUGAUGCUAAAGUCUUUCCUGGAGCUGAUGAAAUCAAGGGGGAAGUUGUAAGUAUUAGUAAUGGGACCCCAAAGUCUGUUAAGAAGCAGAGGAAGUCCUUCCAGGUUCCUCCUGAGAUGGCAGGACCUGCAGCACCUGAACAUCCAGCCACGUCUGAAGCCACUUUACCUCAGAAGAGAAACCGUGUUAGCCCCCAGAGGUAUACUGCAUCUGAGGUUAUUGAUCAAGUCUCUGCUCAAACGUCAAAGUCACCAUUGAGAAGACGAAGCAAGGAGGCCACACCAGUCAAAGCCUCUGUGACAAAGGAACAAGAAGAGCCAGCAAUGCCAUCUCCCAAGACAAAGCAUCUUCAAGAGGCAUCACCAAGGAACUCGGGCAAAACUGAAAAAGUGAAAGACUUGCCAAAAAAACGCAAAAGUGGAGAACUUGCAGCCGACUUGCCCACAUCACGAAUGAAGAAGAAACGUGUUUCCUUUGGAGGUGCCCUGAGCCCAGAGUUAUUUGACAAACGACUGCCACCUGACUCUCCAUUACGUAAGGGGGCAACUCCGCGAAGAAGCUUGUGUCUGUCUCAACCCAAACUGUCACUCCUUAGAAGAGCAUCAGUCAUUGGCUUCCUAAAGGAGUUUGAAGAUGUGCAAAGAAGUCCUGCAAAAAAGAGGACUCCAUCACCUAAAAAGUCAUCAAGUGCCAAGAAUGCUUCUCCUAAGACCCCAACGCCUGGAAAGAAAUCACCGAAAUCUAAGUCGCCGUCUCCCAAGGCAGCAUCACCUGGAAAGAAAUCACCGAAAUCCAGGUCCCCGUCUCCCAAGGCGGCAUCCCCUGGAAAGAAAUCACCGAAAUCCAGGUCCCCGUCUCCCAAGGCGGCAUCUCCUGGAAAGAAAUCACCGAAAUCUAGGUCCUCGUCUCCAAAGGCAGCAUCUCCUGGAACAAAGUCACCAAAGUCCAGAACCCCGUCUCCGAAGACGGCAUCUGCUGGAAAGAAGUCACCAAAAUCCAAAACGCCAUCUCCUACAAGGGGAAGGUCUCCCGCUAAAUCUCAGUCCAAGUCUUCAACCCCAGGUCAGGUUUCUUACAAAGAAACUCCCAGUGGCAAGAAGAGGUCAGCCCUGGCAGCGUCAAGUCCUUCCCCUAAGGAAAUUGCUCCCAUUGUUUGUGCAACACCAGCCAAAACACCCUGUAACUCAGGGGUCUAUACCUCCACAGGGCGCUUCUCUGUGUCACGCAUCAGCACUCCAUCUCCAGUUGCAGAAGAUGAUGUUACUAACAAGAUGCCUUUAGUCACCGUUACCCCUAAAAUACCUCUGAGGAGAAAGAGCAUGAAGAGCACCUCACGCAAGACCCCAAGUAUAUCCAGGAGUGCUGUAAAAGUGAUGCGCAGAAGUGGCAUUUCACGUGCAUCUAUCAAAGUCAGAGAUACCUGGGUGGAUGUUGUGAAAUUUGGUCAAACUAAGGCUCAAGUGGCUGCUCCAGCUAAAAUAAUCGUCCCCAAAAAGACUGUGAAGAAGACUGUGUCCAAACCACAGACCCCUGCACGAAAACUCAAGGGCUAUGUCAGCACUGGACAUGCAAAUUCACCUGUUACCAUUGUUGUGGGCAGAGCUCACAAACAAAAGGUUGUACAUCCAACUGGUGCUGCACCAAGAGUGGUCACCAAUACUGCUCUCUUCAAGAAGAACAUGAAAAUGGAUGAAGACUUGAGUGGCAUUUCUGAAAUGUUUAAAACCCCUGUAAAUGAAAGGAGCAGGAAAUCUGUCAUCAGAGACAACAGUGCCACCGAGACGCCAAUGGGAGUUCUGUCUGUGGUAGACCCAUCAGUUUUAAACACACCAGAGGAGCCAGGCGAGAUGAUGGUGUCUCCACUGAGUGUGGCAUCUACAGUGAAAGGCGAAAGAUACAACAGUGAAGCAGUACAACGCCUCCUUAAUGGAGAUCAAGACUCUAGCUUCAUCAGCGAGAUCCCAGCCUUGGAGAUACACUCUGAAUCUGCUGAACAGCAGUGCACAGAUGUGAAGACAACCCAUGUAACAACUCCCAAACAGAAGCCAGAACAACCGGAGUGUCUCACUGGAGUGAAGAGGAUCAUGAAGACACCACGGCAGAAGGCUGAGCCAGUUGAGGAUCUGAGAGGCAAGAUUUUGAAAACUCCUAAGCAGAAAGUGGAACAACAGGAAUGCCUCACUGGAGUUAAGAGAAUCAUGAAGACUCCAAGACAGAAGGCUGAACCCGUAGAAGACAUCAGAGGAAAGCUUCUGGCAACUCCCAAACAGAAGCCUGAACAACAAGAGUGCCUCACUGGAGUGAAGAGAAUUUUUAAGACCCCACAACAGGAAACUCCAAAUGUGAAGAGCUCCCCAUUGGUGUGUCUCACAGGUGUCAAGAGAAUAAUGAAGACGCCCAAAGAAAAAAGUGCUCCAGUUGAAGAUAUGGUUGGUGUGAAGAGGCUCAUGAAAACUCCCAGAGAGAAAGCUGAACCUGUUGAAGAGAACUUUGGCAUCGAAGCACUCAUGAAGUCACCCAGGCUGAGGGGUAAUGCUCCAGUGGAAGACUUUGAGGGACUCCAAGAGGUCAUGGAGGAGGUACUGACGGAUUCUCCCGGACCACUGAAAACAGAUGAGGUUGAAGAUCAUCCAGCUCCUCCAGAUUGUGGUGAGGACAUAGCAAAAGAACUAGACUUUGCCUGUGGGGAGCCACAAGAUGAUACGGCGUCUGAUGUGAUCGACAAUGUUCCCCAAGUUGAUAUGGCAAAAGAAACGGAUGCAAAUGAAGCUCUUGUUCACAACCACAUUGAGGAGGUGCCAAGUGGACAUGAUAAUAAUGAAUCAUCAGAUGCCAUGGAAACUAUCUCUCAGGCAGCUGUGGAUGAGAGCCUACCUGUGGAACAACCCAAAGUGGAUGCAGUAGAUGAGACUUUAUCUGAAGAACAACAACCAGAAGUGGAGACUGCUACUGGCAAAGUCACAGAGUUGGACAUGAAUGCUGCGGCUCCUCACCAUGAGAAGAAAUCUGUUCGAGGCCGAAGAGCAAAAACAGUGAAAUCUGAGGCAGCUGAGGAUAAACAAGAGGCAACAGAGCAUUCUGAAGAUCCUGUUGCCCCAGCUCCAGUCAGAGGAAGAAGAGGGAAGAAAACUGAAGCCCCAGCUCCAUCCACUGUGAGACAAACAAGAAGAAACAGAAACAAGGAUGUUGAGCUCACAUUAGAAGAAAGUGCCCCUCAGUCUUCUGAAGUUGCCCUUAAGCCUAAAAGAGGAAGAAAUGCCAAAAAAGCUUCUGAAGAUCAAGUUGAAAUGGUAAAAGAAGUUGCCUCUGAAACAGAAAUGGUGCCAGAAGUUGAGAGCAAUAACAUCCCUCCACUUGAUGUCGACCACAAAGCAAAUGACAGUGCAGCACCCGAGGAGAAGGCUGUUUCCAAACCCAAGAGAACGAGAAAAGCUAAACAAGAAUCUGAACAGUCAGUGUCAGAUGUGCCUUGUGACGAUGUUCCCCAAGCAGAUGUGGCAAAAGAUACAAAUGAAGUCUGCAGUGACCAGCUGGAGGUGGUGCCCAAUGAAAAUAAUGAAACUAAAUCCAUUGCCAUGGAGACUGUUUCCCAGGCACCUGUAACUGAGAGUCUACCUGCACUGGUCACAGACACGGAUGCAUCUGUCGUUCAGAAGAAAUCUGUUAGAGGCCGAAGGGCAAAAAUGGCGGAAGCUAAAACAGCUGAAGAUAAACAGGAGGCAGCAAUCAAUUCUGAAGAUCCUGUUGUCCCUGCUCCACUCAGAGGAAGAAGAGGGAAGAAAACUGAAGCUACUGCACCACCUGCUGUUAGGCAAACAACAAGAACCAAAAACACAAAGUCUCAAGGAAGCACCAGUGAUACUAAUCCUGAAACGCAACCAAUGACUGAGAUUUCUACUGAAGCUGUGAGUGACCAAACCAGCCAAGAAGAAGAUGUUUCUGCCUCCCCUGUAGAGGAAACUGACGUGAAGCCCAUUCGAGGGAGAAAAUCUAAACAAAAACCUGUUGAGCCAACUCAACCAGAGCCAGAGAAAAGUGAAGUCCUGAGUGAGGAGCAGCUCAUGGCAGAUCCUCAACCGCCUGUCCCCACUGUUGGAAAACCCAGAAGAGGGAGAAAGACAAAAACUGAUGUUGAACAAAAUGAGGUUGCAGAAGACACAGUUGUCAUUGAGCAGACCAAGCAGCAGUCUCAGCCUCCAGUCAGGGCGAAGAGGGGAAGAAAUGCUAAACAGGAAGAAGAAAAGCAAGAGAACGAUGGCAAGGCUACCUCAGCUGAGACUCUUAAAUCCCAGGAGCCCGUUAAAAAAUCAAGGAGAACAAGAAAGGCUGAGCAAGACAACGUAGAACCAAGAGAAGAUGAAAUCCAAACUGCUGAAAUGGUUUUCCCCAAGGAGGCUGAAGCUGCACCUGUUGAUGAACCACUGAAGAUGAGUGAACAGGUUAGUGUGGCUGCAAAACCCAGGAGAGGAGGGCGAAAAGCACAAAAAGACACUGAGAGUGAAAUCCCUGUUGAGUCCACUGAGGUCCCUGCUGUCAGCUCCACAGACAAACCCAAACGGGUUAGGAGAGGAAAACAAGUCACUGAAGAGGUUGACGCCACCAUCGAAGUACCAGAGGGAAAACCUGACCAUGAGCUGGAGGCUGAAGAGAAGAAAACUGCUGAACCAGAUGUUCCAGUCAUUAAACCUAGCAGGGCGAGGGGGGUGAAAACUGUGAAAAAUGAUGUUUCAAAUGCCAUUCCAGCCAAGAGAGCACGUCGGGGUGCUGCUCUUCCCCUUGAGGAGACCAAUCCAGAGUCCACAGUCCAGGUUUCAGAGUCUGUUCCAACCUCAGUAGAGCCACCUAAAAGGGGGCGACGGGCAGCAGCAAAGCCCACAACAGAUGAAUCCGCUUUGAGUUGUGACCAGGCAAAUCCCUCUGAAGAUUUAAGCAACGCUGUUGUGGAAGACACAAAAAAGUCCAAAAGAUCUGUCAAGUGGAAAGCAGAACCAGAAGUCUUUCAGAUUCCAAAAGUAACACCUGUAAAAGCUGUUCGAGGCAGGAGGUCAAAACUUGGAGACCAAGUUGAACCUGAAAGCAAAAAUGUGUCAAAGGCUGCCAGCAAAACUGAAGAGAAGGAUCUCUCAGAUGAAGUUGUUGAAGCUCAGCCCAUCAAGAGAGCCAGGCGAGGGGCAAAGGUCACUGCUGACACAGAGACCUCAAGCAAAGUGGGCCCAAAGAAAGGUGCUGAAGCUGAGACACAGCCAAAACCCAGAAGAGGAAGAACAGCAAAGAAAUAAGAGCAUUUGUAUACUGUAUAUUCUUAAUCACAACUAUUUUUUUCCUUCAAACCCUUUGUGAUUGUCAUGUUUUAGAUUGUAAGGCAUUUUAGAAAGUAGUUUUAUAGACUAAAAAUGAAGCACUGCUUGUUGUUUGUUUUCCAUGGCUGCAGGGAAUCUGGUUUUAACCAUUUGUUUUGUGACAAGUUGUAUGUUAUUCAUUACUGAUGUUUUUUGUUUUUUUUUAUUCUUCCAAAUAUUUUCAUGGUGGCGGAAAAAAAGUGCUUAUUAAAUUUUUUUUGUA
This is a messenger RNA of Seriola dumerili (greater amberjack), 6271 nucleotides long. It is a transcript of the gene mki67, whose product is annotated as marker of proliferation Ki-67. Gene Ontology annotation, cellular component: chromosome; nucleus. Gene Ontology annotation, molecular function: protein binding. The coding region runs from base 1 to 5988 and encodes 1995 amino acids. The transcript has 17 exons. The record is from RefSeq and is a predicted model, not a curated record. Gene Ontology annotation, biological process: regulation of chromosome segregation; regulation of mitotic nuclear division. NCBI's taxonomy places the organism in Eukaryota, Metazoa, Chordata, Actinopteri, Carangiformes, Carangidae.